Molecule: messenger RNA, 2740 nt
Organism: Pungitius pungitius (ninespine stickleback)
Lineage: Eukaryota; Metazoa; Chordata; Actinopteri; Perciformes; Gasterosteidae
Product: caspase activity and apoptosis inhibitor 1
Exons: 6
Coding region: 108-1121 (337 amino acids)
Source: RefSeq, a predicted model, not a curated record
UUCUGAUGACACGUUUUCCCCGCGACAUUCAAGCGCUCAACUCAGGCAACCGAGCCGACAAGUAAACAGCAUUUCUGCACAAGCGCCACUACGUUCACCUCGACAAAAUGCUCAAAAAGAAAUCAAGCAGCACUGACAAGAAACGGAAACACACGCAACCCGAAGAGCGGCACGACGGCAACAAACGCAGAAGUGCGGAAUCCAGCAUAAAGCAGGAAUCCAAGGAUGAACUCGCCGAUGCAGAGCUGGACCGGAUCGGCAGUGACAUCGAAGAGGGCGGACUUGACCUCGGCCUGCCGUUCCAGCCGAUCACUGCCUACGUCGCCGACAAGCAGGAGAUGCUGGGGCAGUGUCUCCAUGUGCUGGGGGAGAAGAAGCUCCGGAAAAUGCUGCCAGAUGAACUCAAGGACCUUAGCUUAAAGGAAAUCCAGAAGAUUUGCUGGGAGCAACUGCAGUUGAUCUCUGAGAAGAACCUUGCUGAGAUCUUAGCAGGGGAAGAACUGACAUCUGGGAAUAAUGGCGAACAAAACAGAGAGACCUUGGAAAGCCAGCAAGACAAUAAUGUGGACUCGACGUGUUGCCUCAAAGAAACUGCAAAAGCUGAGGACCCUAAGCAAGAGGGCGUUGGUUCCGGAGAGGAGAGUGACGUCCUAAGCAUAAACGCAGACAUUUACGAUAGUGACAUAGAGGGACCCAAAGAGGAGCAGACUGUUAAAGCUCUGGACGCGUCGGUGAAAGUAGCGGACAGCUGCAAGGAAGGCGCCGCCCCGGUUGUAAACCCGGGCCCGGCGGCUCCCGAGCCUCCUGAGCCUCCCAAAGGCCCCCAGCCGACGGAAGCAAAGACAGACCUCCUAAGCGACAUAGACCGAAGCGUCAGCGAGAUUUUAGCAGUCUCGUCCUCUCCAGGCAAAGAGGAAACCGAAGAGCAGGGUGCGCCUCCGCAGUCCACAGAUGUCAGUUUAUCUGUGCAAGGCCUACCCAUUUCAAGCCGAGCACCUGCAGCAGGUCAGCCAUCCAUUCAGCAACUGGAGCUACUGGAGUUAGAAAUGAGGGCGAGGGCCAUCAAGGCCCUGAUGAAAGCAAGUGAUGGGAAAAAGCCUUGCCUGGCCAAAAAUGUGUAGCGCGCCGUAUUUGGUCACUUUGAAUCCGAUUUCUCUGUUUCAAACCCCUGAUUUAUUCCUCCCAGUGUAGCGUGUAAACCCAUGCACACGCGUCCUGCACCAACUGAAUUGUCCUCCAAUGCAUUCCUCCCUCUGGUCACUAGAUGGCAGUGUUGACCUGUCGUGCAUUAGAGUGCAGGAGAGGCCCACAGGAUUCAUCGGCUCACAUUAGUCAAAAUGCAAAGACUGCAUGACAGCCAGGCCCUAGUUAAAGCUAACGGUUAGUUAUCCAGUUAAUGGCGAAAAUGAAAUCGAUGUUAGACGAUGUGAGUAUAUCAGAAACGUCACUUGCGUGUAUUUUUCAUAUUUGCAUGUCUUAAAACUCUAAUAAACAUACUACAGAAAACAGAAGAAAUACUCCCUAUGCUAUGAAAUCCCUAAGUCUAAGAUGAUUAGACCUGCUCUCCACAACUAUGCAGGAACUUAAGACAAUCUGCCAGAGUGGCUUUUUAAAUGUUUGCGUUCCGUCCGUCUUCGUGGCAGCAGGAAUUAAUAGCAUCCUACCGCUUAAUGUACCAUCUUUGCUGUAAUUUAUUCUGAAGCUGCUUUGUUCUAGUUUAUACUGUAAUGCUCUGCUGUGUGUGCAAUUACAUGCAGAUGCAGAGCAAAACGGCUCCGGAUCCCCUGAGGAGACAAUGAAAGUGGCUCCUCUGUGUUUGCAUUUAAGAGGGUCAUUUCACUGGAGGGAUCAGGGUGGGGAGGGUUAUAUUAGUCGAGUGCAUGUGCAGGUAUCUUUGUACUCUGACUAUUUUAAGAGUCAACUUGUCAAAUAAUACAAUUCUACUGCUACUGGAAUGCCAAUGGUAUGAGCAGCAGCGGCCUUUUAAGCAGGCUUCCAAAUUGGCAGCCUUAAAAACGAUCGAUUUCCAAUUUUGUGAUCCAUGUGAAAAUAUUUCGAUUCAAUGGUUCAAUCUAUUCUGAAAGUUUCUCAAAAGAAAUUCUCCCUCAUUUAUGCGACCAAAAGUUUCAGUGAUGACGACGUGUUGCAAAGUCCAUUUUAAACAGUCGUGUAUUCAGUUCACUUCCUUCAGUUUCGGUCUGUUGGACUUAAAUAUCUUAAGAAUUCCCAAACGGAUUGCCACUAAAAUGUGUACUCCACCCAUAGUCCUCAGACUAUGAAUAAUUUGAACCUCUUUUUUUUUUAAUAUUUUUUUUUAUCUAGCUCCGCUCUCUGAAGUAAAAUGUCCUUCAUGUCAGAAACAUUUAACCUGAAAAAUGAAUGGCCCAGGUCCCGUUCUCCUCAGCUGCACUUCUAGCAUCACAAUGUAACCUGCUAACUCGCAACGUACACUCACAACGCUUCCCCCCCCCCCCCCCCCUUAAUGUUUGAUUUCAUUCACAUUGCUGCUAUUCCGACGUUUCCAAUGUUUUUUUUUUCCUUCAAAUAGUUUGUUCUUUCCAUUAGUAUUUUGAGAUCUGGGCUGAAUUUGUGUUGAUACGUGUUCUUAGGAGCCACGGGCAUGAGUCGCUGUAAGCACGAGCAUAUUUGUGAAAAAGGUGUUGAUGUAUGAUAACGCUGAUGUCAUUGUCUUUUUUUUUUAAGGACACAUCCUGUACACCCAAUAAAAUAUUUCUCUUCA